Messenger RNA from Syngnathus acus (greater pipefish), 1094 nucleotides. RefSeq names its product trans-1,2-dihydrobenzene-1,2-diol dehydrogenase-like. The transcript is spliced from 6 exons. The record is from RefSeq and is a predicted model, not a curated record. Gene Ontology annotation, molecular function: nucleotide binding. The coding region runs from base 1 to 876 and encodes 291 amino acids. Lineage: Eukaryota; Metazoa; Chordata; Actinopteri; Syngnathiformes; Syngnathidae.
AUGCACAACAUCACUCGAGCGUAUGGCAGCUAUUACGAACUGGCCAAAGAUCCCAACAUCGAUGUGGUGCACAUCGGCACUAUCUAUACCAACCACCUGAGCUCCAGUUUGCUUUUCCUUGACGCCAAAAAGCCUGUCCUGUGUGUGAAAUCCCUGGGGAUGAGAUCCAAGGAGGUCAAGGAGAUCCUGGCCUGUGCCAAGAAGAACAAUGUCUUCUUCAUGGAGGUAACUGAAGAGCAGAGCGACACGGUGGGACCAACAAACUUUUUCACCGAGAACUCACAUGAUAUGACCUCAUAUUUUUGGAGGGCGCUUCAGGGGGCAUUUGCCUACCGAGAGCUCCAGAGGCUGCUCGCCCAGGUAGAGAUCGGUGACGUGAGGAUGGUCCGGUCCGAGUAUGGCCUGUCCCUGCUGCCUCUGCUGAGAAUGGAGCUAAAGGAACUUGGCGGAGGAGCGCUGCUGGAGGUUGGCAUUUAUCCGCUGCAGUUCUCCAUCAUGGUGUACGGUGUGGACGAGACCUUGGUGGUGACGCUCAAGUUCUCCAAAAACAGGAUGGCCGUGUUCACCAGCUCCUCGGGCGUGCAGCUCUACAAUGAUGCCAUUGUGGUGGGCACCAAAGGGUUAAUCCGGUUCCCAUCACACAUGUGGUGUCCUGAAGUCAUGGUGGUGAAUGGGAAGGAGAAGUACCCUCUCCCAGAGCCUCACUUGCCCCUCAACUUUGUCCAUAGCACGGGGUUGCGCUACGAGGCGGAGGAGGUCAGACAGUGUUUGCUCAAAGGAAUGAAGGAGUGUCCAAUCGUGUCUCACGCUGAUUCGCUGCUGCUGGCUGAAGUCAAAGAGGAAAUUCUUAAACAAGUUGGAGUGGUGUAUAACUGAAUCUUUUUUUUUUUGUGUUUUGGGGGCGAGGGGGAGUUGAAAAAAAGAAUAGUCUUCCGAAAAUAAAACACAUGCAAAAAUAGAGUUUAGGUACUUGCCUAUUUAUUGAUGAAAUCCAGUCAGGUGACAACAACUAGCGACACAUGACCACUUGGCGCUCAUAGCUUGAGUGUAACAAUCAAAAGCUUGUCAGACAAUAGCAACAAAGACAAAAAAAA